AUGGCUAAAGUUGUAAAAAAAGAAAAAAUUAUUGAUGGUUUGAUCGAUUUAAUCACAAGUGUGGAGGAACUUUCUAGUAUUCAUUUCAAUUACACAUUGCACAUAGCAACUAUUGUCUUGGAUAAUAGCAAAAAUAUCAUUAAAAAACCAAACACGCCACCAAGAGUGAUUUUUAUUUAUAAUGACAAUCAUAAAAAAUUAUCAAAUAAGCUAAUCAGUAAUAAACAAGAACCUGAUGUAAUUGACAAA
Messenger RNA from Dentiscutata heterogama, 249 nucleotides. The record is from the annotation of a GenBank genome assembly. NCBI's taxonomy places the organism in Eukaryota, Fungi, Glomeromycota, Glomeromycetes, Diversisporales, Gigasporaceae.